GCUGGCAAGAGACGGGUGACAUAUUUUUCGACGAAACAACACACGUCAACCGAGCGCUACACCGAGAUCGCUUGUGGGGGUCCCCAGCGAGCAUGUCUGCGAGAUUGAACGCCCGUGGCAAGAAGCGCGACGUCGCGCUUGACGAAACCCAAGCCCAGGGGAAAGGUCGGCGGCACGUCCCGAAGGCGAAGAUGCUACGUUUGGAUGACGCGUCAGCAAGCGUGCCUCAUUGUGGUGCGCGAGGUUGGGCGCAAGCCGCAGAAGAGGUCAACGACGAUGAUUUCAUGACGGAGGACGAUGAAGGCGAGGCGACGGCGUCUACAGGAUGGGAGAGUGCCAGGCAGCGUACUCCGGAUCAGAGCGCUUCGAAGAGGAUGUCAACCCCUCUGCCGGAGGCGCAGCAGCUGCGUGUCCGCGAAACGUGGAAAGAGAAGGGUGCUGUGGUGGACCUUGGCGGCGAAGACGACGAGCCUUUGGAAAAACGUCGCGUGCGCAGUGCGACACAAGCGACCAUAGCGGCGGUGUCGACGGCUCGCGCUGCGGAGGACGAAAGGCCGAUCACAGGUGCACUGCCCUGCACGCCGUCUCAGCCGCGUCAGCGCAACGACGGUGGUGACAGUGCGUCUCGCCAACGAGGUGGUGGUGGGGGACUCGUGGCAGACGCGCGUGCAGCAGGGGGCGAGGCGGCAGGUGGCGCGGGUAUGGCUGUUGCAGGUGUUGUCCCUCCCGUUCCGGCGGCGAGAGAGGUGGCUGCAGUACCAGCGACGGUGAGAGAGGAGGGUCGUGGACAGAACACGAACCAACGGGAUGGUGGCGAGGCCGCUUCAAGCCGGGCACGCAAGGGAGUCAUGACGAAAGACCUUAUCGAUCGUGCGCUUCUUUGGGUGGAUGACAAAUGUUUCUGGACAACAGGUGAAGGACGCAGACUUUACAACAUCGUCCACGAAACCAAAGAGUACUUCGUCGCCAUCGCCAGCGGCCUUCCGCCACCUGAACUUCCGCGGAGCGUUGUCGUCCCCAAAUCCAGCACGAGGGUGGCGAGGAUCGCAGACCAAUCACGGCUCCAGCAAACGAUCUCCCGUGCGGCGGCGGUGGAGAAUAUAGCUCUGCGCAUCUUGCACGGCUGGGUUUUAAAGUCCGGGAACCGCCCAAGGGGGUACCACCUUGCUUUCCAGUACUCGUUGGAGUCAGUAGCGACGGACAUUGCGCGUGCAAUGUGGUACGGCGAGGAGUGGCGCAACGUCGUCAGCGCGCCGAUCUGCGCCCACACGAUAGAUCUUAACAUGGACCUUCCACUGUGGCUGUUGCUGGCGGCGUCCAUGUGGAUUAUGCGCAUGGCGGGAGACGAUUCGCGCAGUCACUUCAAAGCAUUUUACUUCGCGGAUCUCGUCGCGAGGCCGACACUAAUCGCCUCCAUGCAUCGGUCCUUCGAUCAUCGACGAUCCGUCGUCCACGCCGCGAACGUCAUCACAAAGAGGCUUGGGAAGGCGAAAGCCACGCUCGGAGUGUACCCCGACUACAUCCCUGAUUGGGUACCAUGCGGCAUCGGAUUUGCGCACGACGCGACCAUCAAGGGGCCGAAGGAUGCGGAGAGGUUGGAUUGGUUGGGUUCGGGCCCCGCCGAUGAUGACAUCAAAGGCGAACGAAAAGACGACGUAUAAGGCGGGCUGGUAUGCGGGGGGAGAGCGGGGAGACAAUGCUUCUAAGAACG
Chara braunii is the source of this 1711-nucleotide messenger RNA. NCBI's taxonomy places the organism in Eukaryota, Viridiplantae, Streptophyta, Charophyceae, Charales, Characeae. The record is from the annotation of a GenBank genome assembly.